Molecule: messenger RNA, 4437 nt
Organism: Brienomyrus brachyistius
Lineage: Eukaryota; Metazoa; Chordata; Actinopteri; Osteoglossiformes; Mormyridae
Biological process (GO): DNA integration
Molecular function (GO): oxidoreductase activity; RNA-DNA hybrid ribonuclease activity; zinc ion binding
Source: RefSeq, a predicted model, not a curated record
AUGAACAAUUGUCUAGGGACCAUGGUAGGGAAAAAAAUGGAUCAUCCCGGUGCAGCAGCACUACUGGCUUCUCUGCCAGACUCACUGUGGUCCACCAGCCCCACUGAUGUUGGUUUGGUGGACUGCACGCCCGUCGACUUCCUAUUGCGCCCUACGGCAGGACCUCUUUGGGUCAGGCAAUACCAACACAAACCAGCUGCAGAGGAAGGGAUAGCAGAGACUGUAGCCGGUCUCUUACGGGCGGGUGUAUUAGAAGGGUCCACCUCUCAGUGGAAUACUCCUAUACUCCCAGUAGAGAAGGCAGGAACAGGCAAGUAUCGUAUGGCGCACGACUUGCGCGCUAUCAAUGAGCUGCUGCUGACUCCCACUGUUCCGGUUCCUAAUCCCUACGUCGCUCUCACCAAUCUUACGCCGUCCCAAACAUGGUUCACUUGCAUUGAUCUGGCUAAUGCUUUCUUUUCUGUACCAAUAGCACCCCACUGCAGGGACGUAUUCUCGUUCACGUACAGGGGAUGCCAGUUCAGGUACACGCGACUCCCACAGGGAUUUGCUCUGUCUCCUGGGAUUUUCAACCAGGUGUUGAAGCAGUCGUUGCAGGGCUGCCAUCUCCCUGAUGGGGUCACCCUCGUCCAGUACGUCGAUGACUUGCUUAUCGCGGCCCCGACAGCGGAGGCGGCACUCGAGGCAACGCGGUCAGUGCUCCUCUGGCUGGCAGAAAAAGGAUUUAAGGUCAGUAAGGAUAAGAUACAGGUGGCCCGGACGGUGGUGUCCUUCCUGGGGAGGGUCCUGUCAGGUAAGGGAACAGGGCUCUCUCCGGCCCAUCGGUCAGCCAUCCUGAGUCACCCUAAACCAAUUAUUGUGAAGGACAUGUUGUCCUUUUUGGGACUGACCGGAUACAGCCAAACUUACAUUGCAGAUUACACAGGUCUGACGCAACCACUGAGGGCUCUGGUGCGGCCACAUGGCCUGCGGAGCCUCAGCGCCACUCUGACGUGGGAUCAACCUGCAGAGGAGGCUUUCAUCACUCUCAAGCAGAGGUUGGCCCAAGCAGCUGAUUUGGCGUUACCUGAUUAUUCUCUCCCGUUUCAUUUAGAUGUUUCUGAAACUGGAGACGUCGUGAACGCCGUCUUGUUUCAGAAAAAGGGGGGAGAGAGGAAGGUAUUGAUGUAUAUUAGCACCAAACUCGACACCACAGAACAGCGACAUCCGUCAUGCACCAGACAUGUGGCAGGAGUGGCAAAAGCCGUGCAGAAAACAGCACACAUUGUGAUGGGCCAUGCCCUACACAUCCUGACCACGCACAGUGUGGUGGCCUAUGUGAACUCACAAACGUUCACAAUGACGUCUCUAAGACAGCAGAGGCUCAGCAAAAUUUUAGAGGCACCACAUUUAACUUUUGUCCAUGAGGGCAUCAACAUGGCUGAUCGAAUGGGGGGAGGGGCACCCCACGAAUGUGAGGCCAGGGUUAGGAAAGAGGAAAAGGUCAGGGAGGACCUAGCAGCCGAACAGAUAGAAGGUACGGAGGAGUGGUUUACUGAUGGAUGUUGUUUUCGAUCAGAGAGUGGAAGUUUGCAAGCAGGGUUUGCAGUGGUAGCGAGAGAGGGCCUGGGAUUUAGGACACUGAAAGCAGAGAGACGGGAGGGGGCCCAAUCGGCCCAGAGAGCGGAGAUCAGGGCAGUCAUUGAAGCUUUGAAAUUGGCCGAAGGUAAAGCAGUCACCCUCUAUUCAGACUCAGCGUAUGCGGUGGGGGCUGUGCAUGUGGAACUCAGCCAGUGGCUGAGGGCUGGGUUCUUAACGGCAGGAAACAAACCGAUUAAGCAUGAGGCAGAUAUGAGAGAGUUAGCGGAGGCAUUGAUGCUUCCGAAGAAAAUAGCUGUGGUAAAGUGCAAAGGACAUGAGGGGUCAGGGACAGUGAUAGCACAAGGCAAUCAAGCUGCAGAUGCGGAAGCAAAAGUGGCAGCGGGGUAUGAGGUAAGCAGGCAGAUGGUUACAGUAGAAGAGGAACUGGAGGGACAGGGCAGGCUGACCUCAAGCAGGAUCCGAGUCAUGCAGGCGCAAGCCUCCCCAGAGGAGAAGAACAUGUGGGCAGAAAAGGGGGGCAUAGAAACAGAGGGCCUGUGGUGUAACAGGGAGGGGAAGCCAGCCCUCCCUCUGGGAAUUAGGCAACAGGUCAUAGAGGAGGCACACAGUGUGGGGCACGCAGGGACAGGACAGAUGCUUCACAAUUUGAGAGUAUGGUGGCAUCCGUUCCUGAAGGAUAUGGUAAAGGAGUUUGUGAGAAGCUGUGAGAUCUGUGCUGCGAGACCCACGGUAAAACCAGAAAAGGGUCAGUUUCCAGCAUGUCAUAGGACUGGAGAGGAAAUAGUCCUAGAUUACACCGACAUGAUAAUACCGGUGCGUGGGAUGCGAUAUGUGCUGAUGUGUGUGGAUGCAUUCUCAGGGUGGCCAGAAGCCUGGCCCACAAGGAGAGAAUAUGGGGCCUCGGUGGUGAAGUUCCUAGUCAACCAUUAUAUACCCAAGCAUGAGUUCCCCGAGAGAGUGAGGUCAGACAAUGGAUCCCAUUUCAAAAACGAGGAUCUGCAGAAAGCAGAAUGGGCGUUGGGACGUAGACAUGCUUUUGGGACAGUGUAUCAUCCCCAGUCCCAGGGGAAGGUGGAACGCAUGAACCAGACGGUCAAACAAAAAUUGGCAAAAAUCUGUGCACAGACUAAAUUGAAUUGGGUUGAUGCAUUACCCCGGGCACUGAUGUCCAUCAGAUGCUCCAUAAAUCAGGGUACAGGGUUCACUCCGUUUGAGCUGCAGACGGCACAACAAUUUUCGGGGCCCCACAGAGAACUUAAGUGGAAAUCGGCACAAGAAGGGGUACGAACGGCCAAGGCAUAUUAUGAUGGAUUACGAGUUCUUGUACAGGUUUCUCCAAGCAGGUCCAGGAAACGAGACCAGGGGCCCAGCCAGCCAACACAUACAGCGGAGUGGGUCCUUCUGAAGGUCAUCAAAAGGAAGUGGUCAGAGCCCAGGUGGACCGGCCCCUUCCAAGUCACGGAACGGACGUCUCACGCGGUGCGGCUGAAAGGCAAAGGUGAAACCUGGUACCAUUGGAGCCAGUGCGCAGCGGUAGCAGAGCCCAGCAGAUCAUUUGCCGAGAUCCAGGAGGACCUCGCCGACAGCGCAAAGCAACCCGGUUCGGCUGAACCGGCAGUAACUCAGGUCCCAGCAGUAGGGGCAGAAUAAUCCCCUGACCUGAAGCAACCAGCAGGGUAGUCCACCCCUGACUGAAAGAAGACGACUACACCUCAUUCACCAGAGAAAAAUCGGGACCCGGAUGACGAUGAUCAAGAUAAAAAGGGGGACUUUGGGGGAAAACAAGUAAUGUGUAUGACGUAUAACGUGACUAACAUGCCGAUGGUGAAAAUGUACGGUUCUGUCACUAAGGCGCUAGAAGGUCUCCACACCCUCUCUUACACCCUACAUGAGCAGUCUGGUAUCGUGCACGUGUGGGAGGACUGGAUCGCCUCUAAGUUCGGCAGUGGAAGGGACUAAUCGCUUCGCUACUUAUAUCAAUCGCUACGUUUCUCGCCAUAACUGUUACCUGUGGAUGUUGUUGUAUUCCCUGCCUGCGGGCUCUCGCUGUCAGACUCAUCACCACCGCCAUAGAGAAAAAGGCUGAGGAACCCCCUGACACGUAUGUGCCCAUGAUGCCUCGGUUGCCGAUUAAAGAGGUGGGGGAGUUUGAGGAGGGGGUCAUCGGCCUGUCUCUGGUUAGUCUGGAGCGCCCGCUGUAAGUGGUGAUCUCCUUGCGGAGAUCAAAAGGGGGAUACCGCAAAAUUUUCGCACGACGCAAUCCAAUCAUUAGAAUCCGUAGUGAUCUCCUUGCGGAGAUCAAAAGGGGGAUACCGCAAAUUUUCGCGCAAAGCAAUGUAAUCAUUAAAACCAGUAAUGAUCUCUUAGUAGAGAUCAAAAGGGGGAAUUGAAGGGGGGCUAGGCCGCGUGCUAACCUCUGUCACACUGAGAAUGGGGAAGUAACUGGAACUGGAACAUAGGCAGGACAAAAAGGGGGGCUCCGGCCCUCCUCGAAGUGCAAGUAAAUUUAGAAAAGCAGAAGGUACAUUGACAGGGUCGCGGUGACAUUAAGCUUACGCUUGACAUGCGGGGACAUAACAAGGGAGGGGGUCGCUGACGCUGCUUAAUUGCAACAUAAUAAGACAAGGUAAAAGGGAACGGGUGUGGGGACUAACGCCAGUAAUUUCAAAACAACACUUGUAUGUUACGCCAACUGGAAAAAUACCAACAAGAACAGUAAACGCCCUGUUUGGGUUAUAAAAACCAGACCCUGACAAGAGAUAUUGAGCUACUCUUGGUAUGUACUGUUUUGUGCAUCUAAGUGUGCUCCCGGAUUGCAAUCUGUGACGUCAUUAAAGAGAGCUGACUUGCAACCAA